Molecule: messenger RNA, 6549 nt
Organism: Engraulis encrasicolus (European anchovy)
Lineage: Eukaryota; Metazoa; Chordata; Actinopteri; Clupeiformes; Engraulidae
Gene: ippk
Product: inositol 1,3,4,5,6-pentakisphosphate 2-kinase
Exons: 14
Coding region: 144-1679 (511 amino acids)
Biological process (GO): inositol phosphate biosynthetic process
Cellular component (GO): nucleus
Molecular function (GO): ATP binding; inositol-1,3,4,5,6-pentakisphosphate 2-kinase activity
Source: RefSeq, a predicted model, not a curated record
ACCACCAGACGGAGGAGGGGUGUCCUUGUGCAAGCGGCAUAUCCAUUUUUGUUGAAUUGCUUCUCUUUCUCAAUUCAAUAUUGUUAACAUAUGUAAAAUCAUCUUCGUCUUUUUUCUACGCUGAAGAACAUCUGAACUUUGUUAUGGAACUGGAUAAAAUGGACGAGAAUGACUGGAAAUAUCAUGGGGAAGGCAACAAGAGCCUAGUGGUUUCUCAUGUUCAGCAUUCAAGAGUACUGCGGCUGCUGAAAUAUCCAUCGCAGGGUGCAGAACACACCCAGCAGACAACAGAACAGGCCUUUCGCCAUAUACACAGCAUUGUGGAUUUUAGUAAAAACGUCAUGAAGCCUUUGUUGGGGGAGGAGUAUGUUCACAGCGGCGAAGUUGUUAAUCUCCCGCUGGAUUUUGUGAGGCACUUGUCCUUGAAAGUGGAGCAGGAGAGACCAGAAUUGCGGUGUGACAAAGUCAUGGAUACCUUCAGUGGAUAUGCACUGUGUCUACCCAAUCUCACCCAUCUGAACUCUUGCCACUUUGACGACCACAGAAUUCCCCUUUGUGUAGAAAUAAAGCCAAAAUGUGGGUUUCUUCCUUUUUCGACACACGUCACCAAGGAAUGCAAGCGCAGAGUGUGUCGGUUUUGCAUGCACCAACAUUACAAGCUGGCCAAUGGGAAGUGGAAACGGCAGAGCCGAUACUGCCCCUUGGACCUUUUCUCAGGGAACAAACAGAGAAUGUAUAUUGCCAUCAAACACCUUCUUGAGGAACCACAAAACAACUUAAAAAUAUUUAAAGGCGGAGAGCUGAUCUUCAGCUGUAAGGAUUCGGGGGAGCAGCAGCCCGAUCUGAGCUCGCUGGUGCAGCAGCUGCGGCCCUACUUCACCCCCCACCACGCCUCCUCCGGACUCUACCACCGCACACACCUGGCACCCAAGACCGUGCUGCACGAGUUUAUCCAGGUGGUGGUGAGCGCCCUGUUGAGCAGCUGGGGUUGUGGCCGCUCCUCCGAGCCCAAGAAGACACAUCCACUCCCCGCUGAGGCACGCAGCUACUGCGAGGCUGGUACCCUGCACCGGGACCUGCACAGACACGGUAACAGCGGCUUGCCAAAAGACUCAGUCCUCGGCAGGAUCCUGCAGGCCCAGAUGCUGGAUAACCUGGACAUCGAAGGCGUCUACCCGCUCUACAAACGUGUGGAACAGCACCUGGAGGAGUUCCCCAAAGAAAGGAGUAGACUGCAGAUUGAUGGGCCGUACAAUGAGAGCUUUCUGGAGAAAGUUAAAAGCUGUCCUGCUGAAGACGACGGCUCUGUGGACUACGCCAUAGGAAAGGUGCAUCACUACAGAGUGGCCAUGACCGCCAAAGACUGCUCCGUGAUGAUCACACUGGCACCCUCUGAAGAGGAUGAAGUUCUUGAAUCCAGCCUUGAGAUCCAGCCUACGAAGCGUCGGCUGGCGUGCUCCGUGUCCAUCCUGGAUCUGGACCCCAAGCCCUAUGACUCGCUGCCCCACCAGCACAAGCUGGACUCCAAGAUAGUCAACUACUACCUGCGGAGCACCACGCAGAACCAGCACCAGCACCAGCACCAGCACGCCCCCCAGGAGCUGGGCACCUCCCCUGGCACGCUCACGCUGCUGUCCGAACGCGACGACAACUGCACGCUGCUCUUUCAUCCUGUCUGACACAUACAGACACAACACAGACAGACCGAUACUCCUCUCCUCUCUCCACUACCCUACUCUUACCACCUCCCCACAGCCCAGCCUUCCCUGCCAUCCUCUCUUCUGCACUCAACCCCUGACACCCCCCUCCAUUACCCAACCCCCCGCUCAAUCGUGCCGCUUUUGAAUUUAGCAAUGACAAAUGCAGAUGGUUUGAGCAUAGGCAACUUACAAUGUCUUCUUUUCCCCCUCCCUCCCUCCCUCCCCCUCUCCCAAAUUAAGGCUGCUUCCCGUUUUCUUGUUUCUAAACCUGUAUGGCAAACAUGCAUACAGUACAUAUGUGUGGGAACUGAAUGUAGGGAAUGAAGCUGCGGCGUCUGCUAGCGUGCUCGUUUUGAGGUGAGCUGGUGUUGUUGUUUCAGGGUGUGUCGUUCGCUUGUGUGUGUUGAAGUUGAAGUUGCACACUUGAGUCCACUCGUGCUGUGUGUGGUGCUCCUACAGUAUGGUUUGUGUGGGAGGCUGGCCUCCUGAUGCACAUAGACAGACAGGUGUGAGGUUACUGGGUACUGUCCUUUAAAAAAAAAAUGUUUUUAAAUCAUUGCGCUCUGUGGACAUAGAUGUGCCAAAAGAUUGGGGACAGCAGCAUUUCUGGCUGAGUAACCCAAUGAAUGAAUGAAUGAAAGAAUGAAAGAGUGGAUGGAUAGAUUGCUUGCUCCAAGGCUGUUGUAUUGGUUCCAGUGAUGGGGCAACCUGAAUUCAUUAGUCUUCUAUGUCAAUGCCACAUUUUCCAGAUGGCCUGGUUCGACUUGUUUUAUUCAACCAGGCAAUUACCUGCUUGAAUUACAUUACAUUACACUUAACGGAUGCUUUUAUCUAAACUAAGCGACUUAGUUAUUUUCAAAGUACAGGGUAGUGAUUACAGUCCCUGAGGCAGUGUGGGGUUAGGUGCCUUGCUCAAGGGUACCUCAGCCAUGGGGUGAGGUAGGGAGUGGAAGGGUGAGAUUGGAGCCCGCAACCCUCUGAUUGAUUUAAAGUCCAAUCUCCUUAACCCUUAGGCCAUGUAUGCCCCCUGCUGACUUAAACGUGUUCCACCAGGUCAUUUGGAGAAUGUGGCACUGGAUUGUACCUUGACAAAUCCAGGUUGCCCAUCACUGUUUGUUUUAGCAGGUUAUAACUUGAUGAAUAAAAAACCUAUUCUAUUAUAUUUUUGGGGUGUGAGGUGGCGGUGUGGUGUUUGGGGUGUGUAAGCGGCGCAUCUCUUGUGGUGAAGCAGGUCAGUGAUCUUCUAAUGUUCAGGCAAACAUCAUCUAUUAGAGUAAGAUAGCCCAAACUCCGCACACCCAAUGCAAAGGAGUGUGCUCAAAUUUGGUCUCCUAAGGGGGCGUUGUCCCAUCCUUCUUCUUGUCUUUCUGUGGCAUUUGGUAACGGCUUGCAUGAGAUGUGCGCUACCGGCAUCUACAGUGCCAAGGGAACUCCAUUCAUUCUCAACCGUAAGACUCAAAAGGUCUCCUAACCGAAGGUCUCCUAAAGGGGCGUCCACCUGACAUCACAUGGAUCCAGGAAAUGCAUGGACUUGAACUAUUUUACUCUAAUAGAAGAUGUUUGGUUCAGGGAGGCAGUACAGAGGAAGGCAACAGCACGGCUGAUCAUUUGCCAAGUUCCUGUUUUCUUUUUGAGUAAAGGCUUUCAAGUUUUUUUUCCCCCCCCUUUGCCAGAGUUGUUAAUCCCAGCUUCAGAUGACUACAUAGGUGACCUGAGUAGCGAUCCAACGGGGAGGUUUUCCGAGAACAGGUGACUUACUUGGGUAGCCGUCCUACAGGGAGGUUUUCCGAGAACAUGUUUCAGUGGCAAACUGUGCCAAGUUAACCUACAGGCUAAUAUUGUGUGUAGGCGUCAUUUAUUGGGGACCCCAGGCUCUUCUAUUAAUAAGAUAAUUUACCCACAACCUCAAGGUUUACUGCUCAGAUUCUUGGAAUACCCCCAUGGUCUUGUUGCUUCUUACAAUCAGCUGGUUGAAUACAUCGUGGCUGAUCCCCCCCCCCCCCCCUGAACCUGGUAUUGAUGCCUGUGUUUUUGUGGUGAGGAGAAAGCCAAUAUGUUUCUGUUACAACAGCCACUGUUUUGUUUAGGUGCUGAUGUGUGUAUGCGUGUGUGCGUGUGUCUAGAGCCAGUAGACUGCAAUGUGCUAUUAGAGUUAUGCUUUUUAAAAAGAAGUCGAGUUCUGUUACAUACAUGCAUUUAAACAUAGAUGCGUUAAAGAAACUUAUCAAGCUGCACCAGGACUCUUCCUUGGAAAAACAAACAAACAAAAAAACAGUUGUCAGUGUUUUACACGAGUCAAUAUUGCCAAUAAAACAUUUAAAGUGAUACUGUGCCAUUUCGGGAAAUAAGCUCAUUUUACACCUCCCCUUGACUUAAAUAAUUGAGCUUUACCUUUUUCCUGUUCUUUCAGCCGUUUUCCGAGUCUGCCAACGCACAGUCUACUUCCAAUCGAGCAAUUAUUAUUGAAAACUGCAGGACCAGAUAGCGACUUGCUGGUUCCUUAAAAGUCAAUGACAAUUGCUAGCUUGGAACUAGAAGUAACAUCACCAGACAAGAAUUGUUAGAAGAACAGGAGAAAGGUAAAACGGGUGUCACUGGAAAUGCACUCAGAGAGUGCAGACCUCUGCCAAGAAAGUUGUUUGAUAGAACAUUACAGUUGACAGUUAACCCACAUUAUUUUCAAGUCUUACAAUGUGAAAAUUAAAAUAAUCUUAAAAAAAAAUAAAUCCUGAUUCGUAUCGCCACCAAAAUUCAGUUGUUCACUUGUUCCUUUUCUCAUUUCGAACAACUCAACAAAGUUUUAUCAAAAUCUGUUCAUAACUUUUUUUUUGUUAUCCUGCUGACAAACAAACAAACAAACAAACAUGACCAAAAACAUAACGGUGGAGGUAAAAAUGAUCUUAUUUCCAGAAAUGCUUGCGGUUUUGCUUCAAGGGCAGUUGCAGGUAUGUGUGUGAACCUAGCCUGUGGAGUGCUGUUGUAGUGAGGGACUACAAUCUCCAUAAUCAAGGAAAGAUCAGUACAACUCGCUGCCCUCUGCCAUGAACUGGACUCUGGUUUUACACAACACACACAGUUCAGCUGCAUUGAAGGCAGAAAGCGACGAUGCAUACAUAUUUCUGAAACCUUAAAACACGAUAAUGGACAGUUCUUAUCAUUAUUUACAUGCAUGUGCAGUAUAAAACACUAUUUUGGACGUGGGUUUUUUUAAAGGGUGAUCCAGUACACUGUUGCUUAUGUGUUUGAUGGAGGAUGAAAGAAAUUCUGUUCAUAUUAUCUAAGGCCAGCUUGUGUGUUAAAAAACCCAUAGAUGUUCAUGAUGAAUGCAGGCGUGUUUCUGUAAAGAUCAGAGCUGCGUGGAGGCCAACAUAUAACCUACAGGCAAACUGCCUUAUUCUCAGUUACACCCAGGAGCGCGUUUCCCCUUCCACCAGGGGCAAGUUCAACCACUGCACCGGCCUGGUAUGUUUCGCUACAGUUUCCUGAUUAUUGUCAAGUUCAUGGAAUUGUAGCACAACAUUCUGGAAUCGUAUUGCUACCUUUUUCAUGUGUGAUGAACUUGGCCCAUAGUUGCUGCUCCCCUGUUAGUAACUUCAUUGGUUGGCUUUGAGUAAUUGCGUUGUGAUAAAUAACGUAGGUAGCGACUAUGGUUUUGGGGAACACGCUGCAGUGUUUACGCCAGUGUCUGUGUGUCAAAUCCAAGGCUGUUUACAUAGUCAAUGCAUCCUGACGGAUACAUGUGCUGCAAGGCUACUCAUAGCCUACCUACUCGAUGCAUUGCAUCCCCUGAAUUUUUGAUACUUCACCCUCGUUACGUGUAUCCUCAUUGGAGAGGAAAUACUUGCAUCGCACAUUACAUGCAUUUCUUUUUUUCUUUUUUUAACAUUAGUCGCGUUGACUAUGUAAGCAGCCCAAGAGCUUGCUCCUUUGUCCCUGAGGACGGUAUCUGCCCUUUAGUACGUUACCAUACCACUAGUGGUGGUCUACUGUACUCUAUUUGAGCUUCUAGCAUUUUUUUUUACUGACACCACAAUAAAAUAAUUUUAAUUCCACACCUCACUAGUCCCCAGGCUAACCCACACCACAUCAUAUCAUACCACACUGCAUCAGGGGUGCGCUUCUCAAAAGCAUAAUUGCCAAUCAGCAACUUGGGUAGUUGCCAAUGGGAAAUUGCAUUGCAAACAACAGAGUAGCUAACAUAGUUGGUUUUCGUUAUGGGUUUGGUUUGGGAAAUGCACCCCAGAUCAGAGAUGUCCUUUAGCACAAGAGAGGAAGCUGGCAAGCACCAAAGAGUUCAGGAGAGUAAAGGGUUAAACCAAGGCCUUGUCCGAAACGUUCACUAGGUCACUACAUAGGAUAUGCCAGUUGAAUUGUUUUGUUUCCUGCUGGGCCACCAGUGAAUAUUUCGGACUCAUUCAAGUCUCUUUCUGCUGUAUGUGUAAAUGAAGGUUUUCCAACACUGAAAUAGAGAGAUUAAAACGCAUUUCCCUCCAGAUAGUGCAGAAUUUUAUUGAUAUUACAACUGUGAAAUUAUUUCACUAUAAAAAAUAAUUGACUGAUAAGCCUCCUUAAAACAUUAAAGUACACCCACUGUGAUGCAUACAGUAGAAGAAACUAAAAAGGAUCUAGAUUUAACUAUUUCGAGAAGAAUAGUGAUUUUUUUUUUUCUGUCUGGAAUUUUGUAUUUAAAUUAUUUAUUUUUCUAGGUCUUUACUAAUGAAUAUAUUUACAUACAGUCUGUGCGUAUAUGUAAUUAAAGAGAAUGUACAGAAGGCAUUAAAACAUUUUUUUUUGCUAAUGGUUGACUGUACAGAGUUGUUCAUAUUGAAUAAAAAGAUGAAUGGUCUUA